Archocentrus centrarchus (flier cichlid) is the source of this 5678-nucleotide messenger RNA. RefSeq names its product E3 ubiquitin-protein ligase HECW2-like. The record is from RefSeq and is a predicted model, not a curated record. Bases 1401 to 5501 code for a protein of 1366 amino acids. NCBI's taxonomy places the organism in Eukaryota, Metazoa, Chordata, Actinopteri, Cichliformes, Cichlidae. Gene Ontology annotation, molecular function: ubiquitin protein ligase activity; protein binding. The transcript has 27 exons. Gene Ontology annotation, cellular component: cytoplasm. Gene Ontology annotation, biological process: ubiquitin-dependent protein catabolic process; protein ubiquitination; regulation of dendrite morphogenesis.
UGUACGGUUUUCCACAGUAAGCUCUGGCUUUGUUACAAACAAAAGUUCCCGAGCAUGACUUUGCAUAGGAAUAUACUUUUAUGUUCAAAGUGCUGUUUGCUUUAUUUCACCUCUGUGUGAAUAGUUUAUCUACAGACCGAGGAUGAAGAGUAGAGAGUAGAGGAAACGUGGAGGUGGGAUGUGAAGUGGUCUAGCCAAAUAAAUAAGAUUUAAACUCGCGUUUUUUUUUUAAUCAGCCUGGCAAAAUCACGAAUAAGCCGACGACGCAGGUGAAAGAAUGAGGGUGCAACAAUGAUUUAAAAACGGGAAUCUUAAGAAUCAAGUAUUUUAAGAGGAGAUUUUUCUUUAAUCCUCUUGUUAGAGUAGAGGAGGCAGCAGGGAUACGCCUGGCUUCUGGAACGGCGGACACCGCUCGGAAGCUGAGAUGGGAUGUAUCUGGGCCGUGUGGAGAUCCGUUUGUCCUUGAUUGAGCGGCUUGUUCGAGACUUUUUUUCGCCGUGCAGAGGGUGGUCUCUUUCUUUCUUUAUGUAAAGGUUUUCAACUUCCCUUUGCACCUCUGAUCCUUGUGGACCUUGUGGAUCAUAGGACCGCCCCUGUCAUCAGCUCCUCCUCCCUGGACAUAUACAUAAACACAGGAAUAUAAGUGGAAGAACUCUGGAACGCUCUUCAUCCUUCCUUCUUCACCUCCAUGUUGUUCUCUUUUCAUAAUAUGUCGCUGGAUGACUUACAAACUUUUCUAAUAGCCCCUGAGCAAGGUUUUGCUCAACUAUUGAUAUCAUGUUAAAAUGGGCUGGUGACGCAUGGCAAGAUAUAAAUGACUGAUUACAGAAGGUUCAGCCACUGACCCCUUAUGUUCAUUUCAGUGAUAGCUUGUGGAAACUGAAAACUCUCAAGUGCCUUGUCCUAAAGAACGACACCAGGGCAGUUAAAAAAAUUUCAAUGGAAAUAUGAGACAGUUCCUGUUGUUUUAAAAUUGGGUUGCACUGCACCAAACAUUCCAUUUUGAUGAAGAGGUCCCUCCACCUCUUCAUCCUUUUCUUCAUGUUACCUUUGAAUUUGUUGCACAUUUAAGCUGAAAGUUGCUGGUCGUAUUUCUUGUGUCCACUACUCUUCAUAACCUUCUUCAUAAACUUCAUAACCUUCCUGCUUGUGUUCUCUUUUCAACCCACCACCAUUUGCCCUUCUGCUGCUGUCCUUCCCUCUUGUUCCCGCCCCCAGUCAUCCUCUUCUUCCGCCUCCUCUGCUUCCGCCCCUUCCCUCACCGCAUUCACUACCAUUAUCAUCGCCACCACCAUCCACACACUCAGUCCCACUCUCACCACUACUGGCACCAGUAUCACCAGCUGUUCACUUCUACCCCUUGCUUCUCACUGCCUCCCUUCACGACCUCUGUUGUUACCAUGGCAACAACUGCCACCACCUCUUCCUCAACCCCAUCAUCCUCAUCAUCGCCUAGUGGUAGCGCCAGAGAGCACCUGUUGGCUGUGCGUCGGCGCACUCCGCACACCCGACCAUACACGAUUGGGCCUGACAACCUCUGCAGCUUCUCAGUGCAAGAAGCAGUUGGGGCCUCCACCUCAGCCUCAUCUACAAUGCCAUCAGGGAAUCAACCAGAAACAGCAGGGAUGGGGCUUCAGCGGGCCAACAGUGAUACAGACCUAGUGACUUCAGAAAGUCGGUCAUCACUCACAGCUUCUACAUACCAGCUGACUCUGGGCCACGGCCACCUGGUUAUCUCCUGGGACAUCAAGGAGGAAGUUGAUGCAACAGACUGGAUUGGCUUAUAUCAUAUUGGUGAGAAAAUUCACCUGCUGAAGCAUGGAAAAACUAAUUCAACUAAUGAUGAGACGUGUGUGGCCAAUGUGUGGGAUUCCAAGAACCGUGGAGUGAACGGCACCCAGAGAGGGCAGAUUGUGUGGAGACUGGAGCCGGGACCCUACUUUAUGGAGUUGGAGACGAAGAUCUGCUUUAAAUAUUAUCAUGGUAUAAGUGGAGCAUUAAGAGCAACGACACCUUGUAUCACCAUCAAGAAUCCUGGAGUAGCAGUAAGAAGCGAACGCCAGAUGGAGGAGCAGUCGGGGAAUGAGCACUGUCGGAAACUUGUCAGCUUCACCCUGUCAGACUUCCAGGCACUGGGCCUAAAGAAGGGCAUGUUCUUUAACCCCGACCCCUACCUAAAGAUGUCCAUCCUGCCUGGGAAGAGGAGCGGCCUCCCUAAGUUCACCCAUCAUGGCCAGGAGAGACGCUCGUCAAUUAUUUCCAACACUAUUGACCCUGUGUGGCAUGGGGAGAAAUAUACCUUUGUGGCUUUGAUGACUGAUGUGUUGGAGAUUGAGGUGAAGGACAAGUUUGCCAAGAGCCGACCAAUCAUCAAGCGAUUCCUGGGCCAGCUGAGCAUCCCUGUGCAGAGACUUCUGGAGGGGCCAGUUGCUGAUGAACAGCCAAUCAGCUAUAGCCUGUGUCGUCGUCUUCCUACGGACCAUGUGAGCGGGCAGCUUAUGUUCAGAGUGGACAUCACUUCAGCUGGACAAGAAGAAACUUCCCCAGAGCCAGUGGGAACCAUACUGGGUGGUGCAAUGAAUGGUGACUUUGGCAGUCCCUCUGAUGAUGAAGACCUUCCUCAACUCUCCUCAUCUUUAGGUGCCACAUGUGGACCUUCUCCUACAGGUUCUGAUGAGGGCUUUUUGUUAGUUAAUGGUGCAUGUUAUUAUGGCAAUGACAGUGUGUGGCAGGAGCCUGGGCAAAUGGGAGAGGAGGAUCUGCUUCCUGUGGCUCCGGGCAGCCUCACCAACAGGCAGGUGUCACUUAACGAUUACCUGGAUUCCCUUGAAAGUCCCAGGAGCACUGGGAACCGAUUUACUAUAGGACCUUUACCAAAACUCAGCUCCAGCUUUCCCACAGACACACGACUCAGCUCCAUGCUGCACAUUGACUCAGAUGAGGAUGAGGAAGCAGCUGGGCAGCAGAGGGACCAAUCGCCGGAGACAAAGACACAGGAGGGCACCAACUCAGCUACCCCUGUGUCUCCACAGGGGAACAGUGCUUCAAAUGGACAGCUGCAGUGGUCAUCUGUGGCUGAGCCUGGAUCUCAGGCCACAGUAGAGGCAGGUUCUUCUGCUGGGGCUCAGCCUGGAGCCAACACUGCAGGGGCCAAAACUGGAGCAGGAGCAAAAGAAGGUGCUGCUGGACUCCCAACACACACAGAAGAAUCAGCAGCUGGAACAGAAGAGGCUGCCAGAGCAGUGGCUGGGGCUACACAGUUUACUGGAGAAACCUCCACAGUUUCCAAUUUAUCUCAGGUAUCGACGGCUGAGGCAGCUGAAGCAGUCAGACCUGGAAACCCUGCAGGGGAAUGUCCAUGUCAGGAGCAUGGCAGCAGGACAGGGACAACCCAGGAAGUACCCUCAAAUCCCUCAUUUGGUUCUCUUUCACCCAUUCAGGAAGGGAAAAUAAGAAAAGAAGUGGCUCCAAAGGCAGAGGAGGAAGGAGGGGAGUCAUCAAGCAGUGAGGCAAAUGGGCCAGCAGCAGCAGCUGCUCCAUCCACCAGCACAGCUGAUCAAGGAGGAAGCAGGACCUCUAAAGCUGGUGCCAAGGCACAAUUCAAUGGCCACCAGUCUGUUUGCUCCCUGCCAUCUGUUCGCCAUGACAUCAAUCGCUACCAGAGAGUGGAUGAACCACUGCCACCUGAUUGGGAGGCUCGCAUAGACAGCCAUGGUCGCAUCUUUUAUGUGGACCACGUGAACAGAACAACAACAUGGCAACGUCCAACAGGUCCCCCGGCCCCUCAGACUCUCCAGAGGUCUAACUCCACACAACAGAUGGAGCAGCUAAACCGCAGGUAUCAGAGUAUACGUAGGACAAUGACCAGCGAGAACAGACCAGAAGAGCAGCCAGCCAGUGAGCUCCCAGCUGAUGAGACUGAUAUGCAACCCUCAAUCCCAGAGCUCCGUAGGGACAGCAGCUUGCCUCAGUCCGCUUCCAGGUCUCACCUCACCCUGCUGCUUCAGUCCCCCAGUGCCAAGUUCCUUACCAGCCCUGACUUCUUCACUGUGCUGCAUUCCAACCCUAGUGCCUACCGCAUGUUCAGUACCAACACGUGUCUGAAGCAUAUGAUCAGUAAGGUUCGUCGGGAUGCUCAUCACUAUGAGCGCUAUCAGCACAACAGGGACCUGGUGGCCUUCCUCAACAUGUUCGCUAACAAACAGCUGGAGCUGCCAAGAGGUUGGGAGAUGAAGCACGACCACACCGGCAAGCCUUUCUUUGUAGACCAUAACUGCCGUGCCACCACCUUCAUUGAUCCCCGGCUGCCUCUCCAGAGCUCUCGGACCCCAAGCAUCCUGGCUCACCGCCAACACCUGACCCGCCAGCGCAGCCACAGUGCCGGGGAGGUUAGCACUCGGCGACCGAUGGGUGAAGACCCACAUCGUGGUAGCCCACCUGUUCUGCCACGACCUUCUAGCACCUUCACCUCUGCCAACAGGGGCCAAUGCCAAGACAUUGUACCAGUGGCUUACAACGAGAAGAUUGUGGCAUUUCUACGGCAACCAAACAUCUUUGAGAUUUUGCAGGAGAGGCAGCCUGACUUCAGCCGGAACCAUGCACUCAGGGAGAAGGUGCAGCUGAUCCGCACAGAUGGAGUGUCAGGAUUGGCCAGGCUGUCAGGAGAUGCAGACCUUGUCAUGCUGCUAAGUCUCUUUGAAGAUGAAGUAAUGUCAUAUGUCCCUCCUCAUGCCUUACUUCACCCCAGCUACUGCCAGUCACCUCGGGGGUCACCUGUUUCUUCCCCACAGAAUUCACCUGGUACUCAGAGAGCUAAUGCCAGAGCACCAGCUCCCUAUAAGAGAGACUUUGAGGCAAAACUGCGCAACUUCUACAGGAAACUGGAAACUAAAGGCUAUGGUCAAGGACCAGGGAAACUAAAAUUGAUCAUUCGUCGUGACCAACUCCUGGAAGAUGCCUUCAACCAAAUUAUGUGUUACUCCCGGAAAGACCUACAGCGGAGCAAGCUUUAUGUUAGCUUUGUCGGAGAGGAAGGGUUGGACUACAGUGGGCCCUCCCGAGAAUUUUUCUUCUUGGUUUCCAGGGAACUCUUUAACCCUUAUUAUGGUCUGUUUGAAUACUCUGCCAAUGACACCUAUACAGUUCAGAUCAGCCCAAUGUCUGCCUUUGUAGACAAUCACCAUGAAUGGUUCCGAUUCAGUGGUCGCAUUCUGGGACUGGCUCUGAUCCAUCAGUACCUGCUGGAUGCCUUCUUCACUAGACCCUUCUAUAAAGGCCUGCUGCGCAUUCCCUGUGACCUGAGUGACCUGGAGUAUUUGGAUGAGGAGUUUCACCAGUCUCUUCAGUGGAUGAAGGACAAUGACAUAGAAGAUAUGCUGGACCUCACCUUCACUGUCAAUGAAGAAGUUUUUGGGCAGAUAACAGAAAGGGAGCUGAAGCCUGGUGGAGCCAACAUCCCUGUCUCAGAGAAGACAAAAAGGAAUACAUUGAGCGCAUGGUGAAGUGGAGAAUAGAGAGAGGAGUGGUGCAGCAGACUGAAAGCUUGGUCAGAGGCUUCUAUGAGGUAGUGGAUGCCAGGUUGGUGUCUGUGUUUGAUGCCAGGGAGCUGGAGCUGGUUAUUGCGGGCACUGCUGAAAUUGACUUAUCAGACUGGAGGAGCAACACUGAGUACAGAGGAG